Messenger RNA from Cloeon dipterum, 798 nucleotides. RefSeq lists its product as uncharacterized. The coding region runs from base 11 to 739 and encodes 242 amino acids. The record is from RefSeq and is a predicted model, not a curated record. The transcript is spliced from 8 exons. Lineage: Eukaryota; Metazoa; Arthropoda; Insecta; Ephemeroptera; Baetidae.
CGCUGCGGAUAUGAAAAUUCGGGAAUGUGAGAGUGCGGGCGGAUGCGCUAACGUGGCUCCUGCUGGCAAAAUGAGGAUUCUGCUAUGUUUGCUCUUUAGCUCUUUGACAAUGAUCAGAGCACAAAUGCCUUGGGAAAUUCCGUCGUUGCCGGAGGAUUCUGAUGAGGACGUCAAUCGAAACGAGUUUGAAUGCUACGCAAAGUGCUUCAACAUUUUUCCAAGCUCAACCACCAAGGAAAAUAACAAUACUAUAACAAAAUUAUGCGAGAGAAAAGUGAAAGACAUGCGGCUGCUGCGGGUCGCCUCAACGCGGAUGUAUAUCUCAAAAAUGGCGAUGUCUUGGUACCAAGCUUACAGCUUUUGCCGGAGGUACAACAUGAAUCUAGUGCCGAUUUUAAACUCGCAAGUUGAAGGAGCACUAACGCGUAUCAUCAUUAAGCACGGUCAAGACGGCGAAGGUUUUUGGGUUGGAGCUACUGAUUUGGCACAGGACAACCGAUUCUACUGGGUGGUUGCCGGAUUCGAUUUUGACAAGACCAGCAUCAAAUUUGUGAAUGCCGCUGAUAAGGGUGAUUGCGGAGAGUUAAGGAUCGUGGAGAGAAAUGAUGUUGAAGACACUGACUGGAUGAGGUCUGAUUGCGCACUUGCCAAACGGUUUGUUUGCAGCUUUCCAACGGCCUGCAUAGUGCAAAAUGGAACAUCCUCCAAUGAACCGACUCAAAUAAAAAGAACUAAGUAAAAACUUAGGAUCAUAUCUCGAUAUUUAAAAAAUAUUGAAUAAAUAUAGCUAAACUUUUA